Messenger RNA from Strongylocentrotus purpuratus (purple sea urchin), 2186 nucleotides. RefSeq lists its product as uncharacterized. NCBI's taxonomy places the organism in Eukaryota, Metazoa, Echinodermata, Echinoidea, Camarodonta, Strongylocentrotidae. The record is from RefSeq and is a predicted model, not a curated record. The transcript has 5 exons. Bases 15 to 2186 code for a protein of 723 amino acids.
ACUCCAAGUAUGCGAUGUUCAUGAGUUCCAUGGCCGGAGCUAUCCUGGCCAAUAACAGCAGUGACAUGAAGCUUCUCAUCAGUGCAGUCAGGAAAGGAGAUGACAAGUUCUCUGGUUUGUCUGAUGAGGAGAUGCUGUUCUUCACUAAGCCACACCAGAUAGCAUCCUACGUACGCCGUGUCACCCGUGGUGUUCGGGAGAGUGCUGCUGCGGUCGAGCACAUCCUGGCCGAGUUCAAGGGACGGGCAGGCCUAGACAGCGAUGGAAUCCCUCUCUUCAAGUCUGAUGAAGCUGCUGAUGCGCACUGGGCCAUUGCUAGCAAGCAUCUCAGUUGCAUGCAGGACCCGCCCAACAUCCCUUUGUAUGUUGCCUUGAAGGAGGUGGUCAUGAAUGGGGUAAAGCUGACCAAGUUCAGAUGUCGACGGGGAAGCAACGCCCUCGAGGGCAUGCAUUCACACAUCUUCCGUGCCAUCCCAUCUCAUCGCUGUGGUAUCAUGCCCUUCCAGGUGUACCUUAUAUCCUUUGCUGUACAAUGGAACAGCAGAAUGGAGAAGAUGAAGGUCGCUGGACAGAAGGGGCCCACUCUGGUUGAUGAUCCUCGCCAGAUUCAGAGGAUGAAUACCCAGGAGGAGAUGCUGUAUGGCAAGGAGCACGUCUACAACCAAAACUUUAGAGGCCCCAUGCUACCACCAACCAACCCUGAAGAGGAAGAACUACUCGGUGUAGAAUAUGCCGUCACCCAGUCCACUGCUUUUUCUUCAAAGCAUUACUACACGGAAAAAGUCGAGGAAGAGCAACAGGCAGAGGAGGAGAAGGAGGCUGAUUCCAGUCAGGAUGAGGGAGCCAAGGAGGAGGAGGAGGAGGACGAUGAAGGGUUCACCGAGACACCAGAUUCCCCUGUGGCAGCACUCAUGUCGGUGAACACCAAGCACACCGUCCUGACCAAGGAGGAAACGGUUGGGGAGGAGGACAGUCCAGCCAUGGAGGAUGUCCUUAUGACCAGCCGCAACCUACACCUUCCCGGCUUCGACAAGGUGGAAGCACUGUCCCUCCUCCUACUGAAAUUGGUUGACAGCGAGCAACAUCUUGUGCCAGCUGAGUUACGCGACAGCAUUGCGAGAGCGGCGAGUGAACUCGCUGAACACGACAAGUCGGCCAGAAACUUUGUCAAGCGUUACGAGAGCAAAUGGGGAUAUACUCUGUUUGGGAGGUGUCUCGGUGCAGAGUCUCCUCAAGCCAGCGCUGCGCAGAAGACAAAGUUUGGCUGGAUGGGGUUUCCCCAAGCUGCUCCAAUCAACGAGGAAUCCCGACUACUCUACCUUGUCAUCCAGCUAAUGAAGAAUCAUCCAGCAGUGUCUUCCUUGUCCCCAACAAAGACGGCGACCAACAUCCGCCUGCGUUACAAGACAAUCUGCGACAGAAUCAUGGAUGAUCCUCUUCUGUCUACCCUCAAUCUUCCCCUGCCCAACAUAAACUCAAAAUCCAUCACCAACUUCAUAUCAAAACAGGAGACCAAAUACAACCUCAUGUCCACUGCUCAACCAAAGGUGGUCUCACACAGGAGGGUAAUAUCAUUUGAUAACAUUCCUGAUCCUGUGGAGCUUCCUGAGGUCAUACCCAAGCCACAAUACCAGGAGCUUCAAUACAAGAUCGUCCAACAUGAAGCCGGCAGACGCAGGGGUGAGAAGAGGCGCCAUCCUGGUUCUGAUCCUUCCUCAUCCACCACACCAACUGAAGCAUCAGGCGAACCCAUCACGUCUCCUAAACCCAUCGCUCCAAAGCCCAUCGCUCCAAAAGCAGCUGCAGGCAUCCCCAUUCUGGUAGUACUGCCAUCACAGCCAAAUUUCAGAUCUCUGGCGCUGCCAUCAACAAGUGGUGAACCAAUGCGGAUUAGGCCUGCCCCUUCCAAACUAUCCAAGCCACCUUCCCGUACUUUACUUCCGAAUCCAUCAAAGAAACCUUGUGCCGCUUGCAAGGUCCCACGAUGUGGAGGUAAGAAGCAGAGGUACCAUCCCUCCAAACCAAAGUUGCUAGGUACAGGUGUUCGGAAGAUCUUCACAUACUGCCCUACAACCAACAGAUCCACAACCCCUGGAUUUGACAUCCAGCAAUUUGACAGCUUUGAACAAUUUAAAAGGGUUGUAGAUGAAGAGUUGGAGCGGUUGAGAAACGCUUCUCAAAAUUGA